AUGGAACAGAAUCCCAGCAAAGUGGAUAAGCGGCAGCUGACGGUCCCCCUCGUCUGUCGGUUCUCUUUCAAUGUCUUCAGCCUAGCCCGCCCGGUUACAGUGCAGCGGCGCAAAUGUUUCGUUGGUUCCGUUUCGGCGACGUGGUUCAAGAAGCUUGCCGACGGAGCCUCGCUGCGAGUCAACAGCCCGCCCUCGCCGCUGUGGACAGCUUCCGGAACUCGAGUCGGAGCUGCAGCAGCCAGAGCUCCCUAUUGGCAGGCCCAGAACCGCGGGUCAACCUGGGGCUACGCUUAG
Gaeumannomyces tritici R3-111a-1 is the source of this 294-nucleotide messenger RNA. RefSeq lists its product as hypothetical. The record is from RefSeq and is a predicted model, not a curated record. The transcript has a single exon. The coding region runs from base 1 to 294 and encodes 97 amino acids. Lineage: Eukaryota; Fungi; Ascomycota; Sordariomycetes; Magnaporthales; Magnaporthaceae.